AGCCAGCCAACAAGCCGGUCAGCAACCGCCUCAUUGGAAUGACUUCACGCGGUAUAAUGAGCUGCAUUUCUCAUUCGAGUCAUUCUCUCGCACCGCCAUGAUUGCCCAGCAGGAUGACGAGGAGACACAUCUUCUGCAACGACCAGAGCAACCAACGGCCAAGACACCUCUUCCAUGGGAUCAAUUUUGGAUUCUACUGCUCUUGGAGAUGCCAGAUUUUAUUUCUUCUGGGACCCUUGCGCCGUUUAUUCCUCAACUCAUCAGAGACAUCGGAGUCACUCACGGGGACGAAACUCAGGUUGGACACUACGCAGGCAUCCUUCAAUCAUCAUACUACGCAGCUCAUACCCUCACCAUCUUUCAUUGGAGUCAACUAUCCGACCACAUCGGGCGGAAGCCUGUAAUACUGACAGCUCUGUCAGCAGUUAUUAUUUCGAUGUUUUCGUUUGGGCUGUCGAAGGCCUUCCUUGGUCUGGUGGUCAGGUCAGCAUGUCCAGUUAAAUGUCGAAUAGUAUCUGUGACCAUCAAUUCCUAUCUUGUUCUGCAGAUCUGCGUCGGCAGUACGUCUCUCCAUUGGGAGCAGAAGAUGCUAUUCGAAGAGUAG
This is a messenger RNA of Suillus discolor, 604 nucleotides long. RefSeq lists its product as uncharacterized. Gene Ontology annotation, molecular function: transmembrane transporter activity. Gene Ontology annotation, biological process: transmembrane transport. The transcript is spliced from 3 exons. Lineage: Eukaryota; Fungi; Basidiomycota; Agaricomycetes; Boletales; Suillaceae. The record is from RefSeq and is a predicted model, not a curated record. Bases 98 to 604 code for a protein of 168 amino acids.